Messenger RNA from Ilex paraguariensis (yerba mate), 696 nucleotides. NCBI's taxonomy places the organism in Eukaryota, Viridiplantae, Streptophyta, Magnoliopsida, Aquifoliales, Aquifoliaceae. The record is from the annotation of a GenBank genome assembly.
CAUUGCUGAAACUAAUUCUCUUCUUUGGACUCUUGUUCUUGUUGUUAGUCUUUGAUUUCUCAAUCACUUUAUUUAUCUUUUUUUAUGCUUGGGUUUAUAUAUAUUCUACUCGAAUGCCGUUGUUUAUCAUUUGGGAUACUUGCCUGUAUUGGUUGAGAGUAAUCCAAAUCAAACCUGAAGGCUGUCAGAGGAAGUUCAUAUUGUGGGGAAGUUUAGAAGUUAUGGAGUGAGGAUUUAACAGAUAAAGGAUGGAAUGAGCUUAAAACUAUAAAACAUAUUCAGGGGAAUUUUGCUGCGUGGUGAAUGAAAAUGGGUUUUGAGCCAUUGCUUUGGUAUUGUCAGCCGGUGGCAAAUGGCAUUUGGGCACAGACAACAGAUGGUGCUUUUGGUGCCUAUACACCUUGUGCCACUGACUCUGCUGUGAUUUGCAUUUCUCAUUUGGUUCUUCUAGGCUUAUGCUUCUAUCGAAUUUGGCUAAUUAAAAACAAUCCCAAAGUUCAGAGGUUUCGUUUGAGAUCAAAUCAUUAUAAUUAUAUGCUGGGUUUGUUGGCUGGUUAUUGUGCUGCUGAGCCCUUGUUCAGAUUGGUUAUGGGUAUCUCAAUUUUCAACUUGGAUGGACAGAUCAAUCUUCCUCCUUUUGAGCAUGUGCUUGCAGUGCCAUAUGAUUCCCUUUUCCUAAUGUAUCCAUGGAAGUAG